Molecule: messenger RNA, 1212 nt
Organism: Trichoderma citrinoviride
Lineage: Eukaryota; Fungi; Ascomycota; Sordariomycetes; Hypocreales; Hypocreaceae
Exons: 3
Coding region: 1-1212 (403 amino acids)
Biological process (GO): D-serine catabolic process
Molecular function (GO): D-serine ammonia-lyase activity
Source: RefSeq, a predicted model, not a curated record
AUGUCGUCGCUCACCUUCUACCCGCCCUCGCCCAAGGAGGCGCUGGCCGAGGCCUUCGUGGGCAAGUCGCUCCGGGAGGUGCCGACGCCCGCGGCGGUGCUCAACGUCGCUGCGGCGAGGCGCAACUGCGCGCGGAUGCUGGAGGCGGUUGGGAGGUUGGGGUUGGGGUGGAGGGCGCAUGUGAAGACGCACAAGGUCGCGGCGGAGCCGGUGGAGCUGCUUGGCGAGCGACGAGAGGUGCUGCGGGCGGGCGAAGGGCGGGUACAGCUAGAACUACACGCGGUCGCCGAAGUGCGGGCUGCGGAAGACGUCCAGGCGGCGCCGCUGGUCGACGCGGCCCAGCAGCUCAUCUUGACUCUACGACGGGAGCGGCUCCCGGAACCCCGGGUGGCGGCGGUGAGGAUGCUCAAGGCCGAGGUCGAGGCCAUGCUCAGCGGCGCGGAGAGGCUGGUGGCCGAGGCCAAGGACAAGGGGGUGAAGCUGCCGACGCUGGUGGUCUCCGCGGGCGCGUCGCCCACGGCGCUGGCGGUGCAGAACCUGGUCGCCGGAGGAGGAGGAGGAGAGGCGGCGGCUGCGGAGGAGGAGGAGGAGGCCGGACCGCCGGAGCUCCAGCAGGCGGCCAAGGAGCUGGCGGAGCUGUUCGGCGCGGUCAAGGACAAGGGCCACGCGGUGGAGAUCCACGCGGGCGUGUACCCGACGCUGGACCUGCAGCAGCUGGCGGCGCACAGCGCGGCGGCGUCGCGGCUGUCGUGGCGCGACAUUGCGCUGACGGUGGUGGCGGAGGUGCACGGGGUGUAUCCCGGCCGGGGGGCCAACGGCACGGACGAGGCGCUGAUCGGGGCGGGCGGGCUGGCGCUGGGCCGGGAGUUUUGCAAGGCGUACGACGGGAUGGCGGUGGCGACGCCGUGGGGGAGGAGGGGCGCCGGGGCGAAGAUGCCCGAGGGCGACGUGGAGGACUUUGAGGGCUGGACGGUGGGGAGGUUUGCGCAGGAGCACGGGAUCCUGACGUGGGCGGGGGGCAAGAGGAGGACUGCUGCGCUGGGGCUGGGGCCUCAGGGGGAUAGGCUCGAGGCCGGGCAGAGGGUGAGGCUGUGGCCGAACCAUGCGUGCAUUACGAGCAGUCACUUUGGGUGGUAUUUCGUGGUGGAUGAGGAUUUGGAGGGCAGGGAGGAUGAGGUUGUUGAUGUUUGGGUCAAGGCUAGGGGGUGGUGA